Sciurus carolinensis (gray squirrel) is the source of this 1068-nucleotide messenger RNA. RefSeq names its product GRB2-associated-binding protein 2-like. Bases 1 to 1068 code for a protein of 355 amino acids. The transcript is spliced from 6 exons. NCBI's taxonomy places the organism in Eukaryota, Metazoa, Chordata, Mammalia, Rodentia, Sciuridae. The record is from RefSeq and is a predicted model, not a curated record.
AUGCGGGUUGCGCAUGCCUCCGCCCCCAGGCUUUGUGAGCAACUCCGCAGCUCCACACCAGAGGCAACCGAGGCCGACCUCAUGGACAGCACUCCUGUGGUGCACGCUGGCUGGCUGAGGAAGUCACCCCCAGAGAAGAAGUUGCGACUCUGUGCCUGGAGAAAACGCUGGUUCAUCCUACAGAGCAGCCAGUGCAGUGGUGACCCAGGUGUCCUGGAAUAUUGCAAGCACGACCAGUCCAAAAAGCUCUUGCGGAUCAUCAGCCUGGAUCUCUGUGAGCAGAUGCAAGCAAACGUGACCUUUCACAAGAAGGGGCUGCCAUGUGACUUCGUGUUCAACAUCAAGACCAACAAGCGCACUUUUUACCUGGUGGCGGAGAGAAAGGAGGACAUGUAUAAGUGGGUGCAGAGCAUCUGCCAGAUCUGCGGCUUCAAGCAGGAGGUGGAGAGCACAGGCUCCCUGAGAACUAUUUCCACAGCCCAUCAGGAGCCCUGCUCCUCCCUUGCUGAACUGACACUCUCAUGGCAGCAGCACCUCCAAGAACAAAGAUGCUCUACCCUGCCACACCACAGUCAGCCUACACUGCUGACAGGCUACCCCCUUGAGUGGGAAGAAGCACAGCCCACCUGGUCCUCCAGAGCACCACAGCAGCACCUCCAUCCGUACCUUCACUUGGACCAGAGCAUGAGCCAUGGAGCAGAGAGUGCAAGGAGUGACAAUGUCUCCCAAGGCUCUAGGAACUCAUUCCUUGUGAAGAGUGACAUUGCCACCCAGAAUGUUGCCCAGGGUGGUGGACCCUGUGUCCCUGGGAUCCAUGGUCAAGCCCAAGGCCUCUCUUCCUUCCCUGAGGCCUGCAAGAACUACCUGUGGGGCACAAAGAGUGCAGAACUUGCUGCUGACUCCAGGGCCCAUGGAGACAACUUUCACCAGGCAGAAGAAAGAGAUACUAGCCAUGUGAAUGAAGCUGGCUUUGGAGAUGACUAUGUGCCCAUGAGCACACUUCCCUCCAUCCUGCUGGGCAUGGAGAGAGUAGGUGGGAAUUCCCAGAAUAGCCAUAACCCCAAGUGA